AUGGAUGAUAAUACGAAGCAGGCUUCGUCAUAUCAACAUGAUCAAGAGACUUUAGACGCCCGAGGCAUACGUAUGACUGUUUAUGAAGUGACCCGUCUUCCAACGUCUAAGUAUUUAGAGAAGGUGCAGUCCCUGAACCUGAGAGAAGAUGAUCUGAUGUUUUUAAAGGGUCUACGUCGUAGGAUCAGAAAUAGGCUCGCGUCCCAGAACAGCAGACGACGUAGCGUAGAGAACCUAAGGCGGCUUACACGAGAACUCCGCGCCGUCAGAGCGUGUAGAGAUGACGCCUUAGCUGAACGACGCGUCCUGCUAGCCACGAGGACAGUACUCCGUACAAGAUAUACAUCACUGAGGACGCAUAUAAUGACGGUCCUAGAGGAGCGUUCAGAUCCCACCAAGGUGCCAGAAUUAGAACCGGAAAUAGUCAUAGAAUCUCCUCGAACCGACAUCUUUCCAUGUCUCAAAUCACAAAUAUUUGAAUGUCGAAUCGAUAAACUUGUACAACAAAGUGUUAAUCAUAUUUACAAAGAGAAAAGCAUUGAAACAAAUAGUGAUGAAAACAAAUUAGAAAAACCAAAUAUUGGUAAUUGUAAAUUAAAUAAUGAUAAUAUUAAGAGAGAAUUUGACAAUUUCAAAUCAAAUAAUGAUAAUUCUACAUGGGAUAAUGAUCAUCACAAAGUAGAUAAACCAAAAAAUGACAGUAAUAAACGGGAAAAUGAUAAUUUCAAAUCAUGUAACGACUGUGUAUUAGAUGUAUCUAAUGAUAAUUGGGAGAAUGAUUUGAAAAUGGAUACUGAUAUAUGCGAGCAGAACAUAUACGAUGAAAAUGAAAUAUACACUAUGGAGAAGCACGAUAAUAGUUUUAAACUGUACAAAACGGAUAUGUAUAUGAUGGAGAAACGAGAAAACGCGGGGGAGAGUGAAGCUUUCAAGCCGAAACAGAUGGUGUGUGCUAAAACGGUGUUUAUAGACGGUGUUCUCAAUUUGUCUAAGAGGAAAAGUCAUGGAAGAAAGCAGCUGGCACCGAGACGGAUUGCCUAUGUAUUCAGCGAGCCUGAUAAUGAUGGAGUUUUAGACCUGAAAAUAAAGAAAGAGCCACAAUGA
This is a messenger RNA of Leptosia nina, 1104 nucleotides long. The record is from the annotation of a GenBank genome assembly. Lineage: Eukaryota; Metazoa; Arthropoda; Insecta; Lepidoptera; Pieridae.